ACAGCAGUUGAUACACAUGUACAAACACCAAAUAGAAUAGAGAAUAUUUUUAAACAGAUCUUUCAAUCCUGAGGGUAUAAACAUGUAUGACACGUGAUUGGAUCCAAAAUGGAGAACUUGUAAUGUCUGCCUGUUUCAUUUCUCCAAUCUUUAUACAUAGUUACAGUUAUACCGGAGCAGUUUUAAGACUUUGUAGAUCUUUUUUUUUAUCAAUUACAUCAUCUUGGUAAUCAUCGUUUCCUGAUAGUUUGUUGUUGGUGGACAGCAGGAUGUUUUUUUUGUAAAGUUGACUGUUGAUCUCGCGGUAUCAGACCAGACAGACCUAGGCCGCGAUUCUAGUCCUGUAAUGUAUUACAGUGUGGAUAAGGCCAUUGCAUAUGAUGCGCCUUACAUGUUAUAGAAUUUGGUGCAUAUAUUGGCGAUCGGGGUCAAUGACAGUGGAGGCCAUGUGAAUAUUUAAGAAUUUUAUUUGUGUGAUUUGUGAUUUCACGCUAGGUAGCUCCUCGGUACCUGUGACUGGACAGCGUAAUUGCUACAUGUAGACCUGGAUUUCUUUGAUGUUGGGUGCAUUUGACAAUGCACCAGUUCAAAUGAACCAGUAUUAUUCACAGAUGAGAAAAUGUGCACUACCUGUACAGAGGCAGCAUUUGUAAGCCGGCCCCCCGAUGACAGUGUACCGUCGCCAUUCCUGGCCGUUGUGUUGGGCUGUGCAGUGUGUGCAGCACCAUGUACAAUGUGAUAUAUAUGCCAUUACUCCAAGCGACAGUACCAUAUAAUCUAACAUGCAGACAUACUGGGUCUCCGCUAAGUACAGCACACAAUGUUUUUUUAUGUAUGUGCAACUGCGCAUGUGCAACGUCUUCGUAUGAAUACAUUUUGUGCAUAGAGGGUUUGAGGUCAAGAUAAGAAUGCUGCACAACGAAUGGUUAAAAAACUCAUCCAAUGUGUCGUCUUUGUUGCUGUAUCUGCAAGGAGUUAUAUGUUUCGACAUACCCGUGCUUAUCAACUAUGGCUACCGGUACCAGUCAUGUUUUAUAGGAGCCAAUGAAUGCAAGGGAAUGCUACUCAUAUACCUUCUAACUUCCUCUGAGCCUGUACACAUUUAGAACUUGCCGUGUACGUACCUUGGUUGAAGUUUCGCUAUACUUUAUUUACGUGAAACCUUGUGGAAUAUUUGUAUUAGGAGAUGAAUUUUGACGAUAAGACGUCAUACUGCAUGUUGAAUGCUUGAACAAAGUCUGGUUUAUACUGAUCCGGAGGUGGCUCCAAGCACCAUGCAUCAGGCACCAUGGUUGUGUUACCGCGGAGCGGCCUCCAGAUUUCUACACACAUAUUUCAAAGGCAACAUCAACCCAGAGACCAUGAAUAAUCAUGAGCCGGGUGGGUACCGUCAUGGUAGCACAGGAAGUACAGGCAGUUACCGUAGCAGCACCGGCAGUGUUAGUAACCCAUCAACACCCACCAACACGCCCCUGGUCAUCCCCCAACCGGUCAAACCACCCAUUAAGUCAGGGAAAACAUACCCCUGUAAGAUGUGUGAUCAGUUACCCCAUUCAAAGCAAACGUUCUGCAGCCAUUGCCCAGAUCCUUUGGUAGAGAAUCCUAUACAGGUGUUUACGACCAAGUCGGACAUGUUGAUUCACUCCCAGCAAAUCCACAAGCAGGACCCCAAGCCCUAUCACUGCCCUGUUUGCCAGAAAUGCUUUGCCAAUUCCUCCUAUCUGUCGCAGCAUAACAGAAUCCAUGCGGGAAUUCGUCCGUACAAAUGCGAGAUCUGUGAACGCAAGUUCACACAGUUGUCCCAUCUUCAGCAGCACAUACGUACACACACCGGGGAAAAACCAUACAAGUGUAUGCACCCCGGGUGUGGCAAGGCCUUCUCGCAACUCUCCAAUCUCCAGUCGCACUCCCGCUCACAUAUGACUGACAAGCCUUUCCGUUGUAACUCAUGCUACAAGUGUUACUCCGACGAGCAAGGCCUGCGCGAUCACAUACCCAAGCAUUCGGAGACCAAACAUUUGAAGACGCACAUUUGUAGGAUAUGUGGUAAGUCGUACACGCAGGAGACAUACCUGACACGACACAUGGGAAAACACUCGCAGGACAAUAUGAAUAUGAACAAGCUAGUUCCACCGCGACCAAUCAAGCAAGAACCAAAUGAUCAUUCCAAUGGGCAGGAUUUCAGCAUGAACAGGCUUCCGGAUCGAUCUCAAGAUGGAGGUGUGACCCCAUGUGGGAAGGGAUCGUCAGCAUUCAUGCCUAUUCCACAGUUUGGUGGUAAUGUGCCCAUGAGUACAGCUAACUCUAACUACCAUUAUGGUUCUGGGUUGCCAAGCAAUUCUUUGAGCCCCUCCCUACCACAUAUUUCCUCUAUGGCCUCCCGUAGCUACUUUCCUUAUGAUCCUCUGGGUGGUUUCCGCAAAGCGGACGCUCAGGAGCGAAAUCUCAAUGCAACGAUGACCCGCCACGACAGCAUGCUGGCCAACAGUUUGCUCAGUCUACAGCAUAUAAAGAACUACGCAUCUCAGCAGAUGCCUUCAUUCAGCCCCACGUGUUCUGGGGGCGGAGCCAGACUCACUUGAGAACAAUGGUCUAUAGCAUAGGUCAAAUGUCAAUUGAAUGAUAUUAUCAUUUGUUGUUACUUUUUAGGGUUUAUUAGGGUCAAAGUUCAGUGGAAUGAUAUUAUCAUUGAUUUGUUACUUAAUUAAGAGUUCAUUUAUAGGUCAAAGUUCAAUUGAAUGAUAUUAUCAUUGAUUUGUUACAUAAUUAUAGAGGUCGUCAGUUAUAGGUCAAAGUUCAAUGGAAUGAUAUUAUCAUUGAUUUGUUAAUUGUAGAUGUGAUGUGAAGUUCAACACACAAACAAGAAAAGUGUAAAAAAAAAAAUAAUACUUUAAUAACUUCUAUGAUUUUGAACCAUGUAAUGGGUCAUUUUGUAUUAUUUUUUCUUUUCAUCAUGUUAUUUUAAUCAUAAGUCCAGUCUGACGUCCACUGAUAUGGCCGACGACAAGUUCUGUGGAAGAGGAACAUGGAUCUUUACAAUGGCUGACUCUCAAUACAUGGACCCUAGUCUUCAUUAAUUCUCGUAGUGUGCAGAACAUAUUUACAGAUUUUUUUUCCCUUUCCUUUGUCCUCAAAGGAGAUGUUAUUGGGUUGUGUGGUGUUUUUUUCCUUAGAACUUUAGGGCAAAGAGUAUAUUCUAUACUUAAGUGUACACAACAUUGUAACUGGAUGUCACAUAUAAUGUACAAUUCUGGUGUGUACCGUACUAUGUAGUGUAUAUUAAUGUAUUUGUUAUGAAAUAUGCUCAAUAAUGAAUUGUUUUUGUAUAAAUUGAUAUAAAUUUUGAUCAGAUCAUGCAUUAUGCUAUCACCCUUUCAUAAAGAAAACUUUGGAAUAGUUUUAAAGUAUGUUUUCUUUGAUAUGUUUGAAACAUUUUUUUCUCUCUCAGAUACCUGAUACUAUUGUUAAAAUGAAAUCAAAGUGUAAAACAGUUGGAAAAAAAACAAUCAUUUUUAAAUGCCUUAUAGUGACUGUUUAUGAAUGGCAUCACUCCAAGGUUUAUUUUCGUUGACCAACAUUCCUUGAAAGGCUACUGGAUUGCUGAUUAAAGGGAAAUAACUCCACAAGUACAGAAAAUAUAUGCAAUGCUUAAACCAAUGCUCAAACCUUCAUUAAUUCUUUUAAGUUAAUUCAUGUACGGUACCAAAAAGGAUGUUCUCUUAACAUAUUCCUUAAUCUGAAAAAAAAUCCAUGUUUAUCAAAAUGUUUGAAUUGAAAUUAUAAAGAAAUGAAAAGUCUUGCUGAUGUACAGUACAUUUGUAUACAUGUACAACAAGUAUUUCUAAUUUGUGACUCGGCACAUACCACAGUGUCAUAGUUUCUGACUUAUAACAAUAAAAGAUAAUAAGUUUAACAAAUUUAAAUCAAUUAUUUAUUUUACAACCAUAAAAAUUACAAAUAUCAAUCAACCAAGACAAAAUUAGUAUUUUGUGGUAUGAACUAUUUUUGUGUUGAUCAGAAAAAGGAAGCAAAAAUGGUAGCAUUCAUUGUGUAUAACACAUUUGUUUUUAUUUUAUAUAAACAGCUCAAAGAGUUCAAUUUUUGCACAAACUUUUCAGAGAUGUUGAAUUGGUCAAAUUUGUUGAUGAGAUCAAUGUUGAAUAAUUUUCAGAUCAUGUUCUCGUCAUCUAGAAUAUCUUUUCAAAAGAUACAUUAGUUAUUAAAAAAAAUCAUUUGAAAAUUGAAAAAGAGCAAUUUGUAUUAUCAUUGUGUACAAUUGAUUUUUUUAAUGAAUGUGUAUUGUUAGAUUUGAAAUUGGGGCGAGGUUACUAGAGUAGAUUUUACUAUAUUAAUCCAUUCACCCCUUAAGACACAUUUGAACUCUUCCAAUUCAAAAGUUGGCAUAGUUCAUUAGAAAAUUUAAGGGGUGAAUGAUUUAACUUAAGCCAUGCAAAUGCACAGGUUUUUUUAUAUAUAAACCAGCACAAACUACCAACCAAUGGUAAUGGUUUACUAUGUAUUAUCCUUAGAAAAACACUCCUGAAUCACUGUCCAGUUUUUUUAAUUCCCUUGCUCAGAAGAAUUUGAUGUUAUUGUUCAAAAUUAUGUAUCAUCAUAAUUGUCAUUUUCAUUCUUAAAGAUGUUUUGUUAUGAAUUUUUUAUCAUCAUAAUAUACAAUGUCAUUGUCCAUUUAUGAUCAUGUUAAAUUUUUGCAUAAAUAGUAAUGUUAUAAAAAUCAUCCUUAUCACUUUUCAAACCAUCCAGUGUCUUCCGCUUUGUUGGUUACCCAAACUAAUAAAUAAUUUAAAAUCUAAAUACAAAUUUCAUUUGUGGCACUCCUUUCAACAUAAGUUCUUCAUUUUGCAUAACACAUGUAAGAUAAGUGUACCUGUGAAAUGAAUCAUGGUCCAAAUGAUUUUGUAAAAAUAUGGAACUUCUGGGGGAAAAAAGUGAUAGAAAAAUAUACAUUUGUAUGUUCUAUACAGCGUUAACACAUUUCAACAAUUAUAUGGCUGGAGUACCAAGCUUAUUAGCUUAUGAAGAUUUUGGCUAAAUUGAUAUUCUUGGGAUUAUUAAUAAAAAAAAUCCUUUAUAUGCAUUAAAGAUCUUAGGUAAUUUUUUACUUGACCCUUGUCUGAAAUACAUAUAAAAGGGGGUGGGCUUAAUAACAAGCAACUCGGCUGAUCCUAGAUACAGAAUACUAAAACACGGAUACUGGAUGGUUGGUAUUUUUCAUUUCUGUUCAUGGCUCUUUACUCAUGACUAAAUUGGUUAUAAGACUAACCACUUGUCGAUGUAUAUAUAUGUAUAAAACACUUUGAUGUUACUAUGAAUUAAAUUCAUCUGUAUAUUGAGAUUUCCGUAUUUAGAAUGUGAUUAACAUGAUAUAUAUAUAUAUAUAUAUAUAGGCAGACGAAUAGCAAGUUUUUGGUUUGAGAAAUCUUGCAUAAAUAUCUUUGUACCAAAGGUGCUAAAAAUAGUCGAGAGAAAACAUAUCAUGUUGUAGAAUAUUUUAGAGUUACAUCCCCUUGUUGCCUGGCUGCCAGAAUUUAAACAGGUUUGUUAUGUUAAAGAGUAUUGAUGAGGUUGAUACAAUGUUUUGACAUGCGAUUGAGACAAUCUGUUAUAAUGGGCUUGUUUUGAUUCCUAAUUUGGCAAAUUUAAAUAUAAAACAAAAAUUGCACUACAGAAAGGCUAUCUGAUACUCCCUUGGAGGAAAAAGUUCUUUCUUUGAUAAAUUCUGUUAAAACUUAGACUGUCUGAAACAUUAUUAUUUAUAAUCAACCAUUAUUUAGCUUCAGAUUUUGAGAAGAUUUUUUUGAACCUGUAAUAUGCAAGAUAAAAAUUCAAGGGGAAAAUGACCCAUCCUACUUUGGCAGAAAUACCCUGGGGUAAAAUUGCAAAGAAGUAAGAUGGCAGUUUUGUAUCAUUUAUCGAGAUGAAAAUUACGGAAAUUUUAAAUAUUUUUUAAAGAGGUCCCAGACAACAAGGUGUGACUCGCCAUUAGUUUAGACAUGUCCCUUAGGUCAAUCACCAACCAGACAACAGUUAAAAAUAUCAAAACUAUAUCAGAUCUGUUGUUAUGUGUAUACAAUAUGUUGGAUUAGUUGCACAGUCCAAUUCCUUCAAAGACUUCAGAAAAUUAGAGGUUUCGUUACCAAAUCAAACUUAAUGAGAUACGAUAGAGAUGGCAAAUUCCUUUAGACAAAAAAAA
This is a messenger RNA of Mizuhopecten yessoensis (Yesso scallop), 6214 nucleotides long. Its product is annotated as zinc finger protein 362-like. Gene Ontology annotation, molecular function: RNA polymerase II cis-regulatory region sequence-specific DNA binding; DNA-binding transcription activator activity, RNA polymerase II-specific. Gene Ontology annotation, cellular component: nucleus. Bases 1224 to 2582 code for a protein of 452 amino acids. The transcript is spliced from 5 exons. The record is from RefSeq and is a predicted model, not a curated record. NCBI's taxonomy places the organism in Eukaryota, Metazoa, Mollusca, Bivalvia, Pectinida, Pectinidae. Gene Ontology annotation, biological process: regulation of transcription by RNA polymerase II.